AACCGAAUCUGAGCCAAUAAGCGCUCGAGCAGUCACUUGCGACCCCAGUCACGAAUUGUCAGUCUGACACAUUCUUCAACCCCCAUGCCUGACACUAGACGCAUCAAAGCAGAGCUCCUAAUGAACCAGGUAGCGCCGCGUGAGCGCGCGUCGUCCGGCGGACUCAGCACUGAGGCCAGCAGUUCGUCUGAACUAUCGGAUCUCCUCCUAGUGAAAGAUCGGCAGACGGCGCGCUCUGGAUACGGCAGUACAACCCAAGAAGUUCCACUGGAAGUCGAUGAUGAAGUGGUGGUCAGCGACCAGAUCUUGGUGUCCGCCAUCGCUAACCUCAGCACAGCAUAUAAUCUGGCAGUGAUCAAUUACGCGCUGAUGAUGCUGCAGCGAUCGUAUCCCAACUCGAGUCCAGAGCUGCGGUCUACUGUAGACUCGUGCUCGUUGGUGGGGGCCAUUGUAGGACAGCUCACAUUUGGCUAUGUGGGGGCAGUAAUGGGACGCAGAAAGGGGAUGAUCUUCACGCUGUUAUUGUCCAUUCUAGGUGCCGCAUCAAGUGCACUACUACCAUGGGGAACGGACUCGGUUUAUCAUGUACUAGCAGCAUGUCGGUUUGUUUUGGGUGUCGGAGUUGGAGGCGUUUACCCGUUAUCAGCAGCAUCGGCUGUGGAGUCGACGCACAGUCACGAUGAGCUCAAGAAGAGCAGGAUUGUGGCCGCAGUCUUUAGCUUCCAGGGCAUUGGACAGCUACUUGCACCGCUCAUGGCCUACAUCAUGUUGGCUAUGAACGCACAGCGUACAAUCGGAUGGAGAGUUCUGCUACUUGUUGGUGCGUUCCCCGGACUAUUCGUGCUCCGACGAGCUUUCCAAGUAGAGGAGGACUUGCCGUCGCCAGUGACCCCACCGAUUGAGCUUCGAAAGAGGGAUUCAGAGGUGUCGUGUCGAUCAAAGUUGUGGGAUAAAUUACGAGAAAGCUCGUCGCUGCAACGGAAGCUGUUCGGUGCCUGUGCAAGCUGGUUUCUGUUUGAUAUAACCUUCUACGGGAACGUCAUCUUCACGCCUAUUAUUCUGCAGGACACGUACGGCUUGGACAAGCACCAUUUCGCUGACGUUGCACUGUGCUCAUUGGUUGUGGCAGCCAUCGCUCUGCCGGGAAACCUGCUUACGGUGUGUAUAGUCGGCAAGAUCAGCUUCAAGGCGAUUCAGAUCAUGGGGUUUGUCGUAAUGGCGCUACUCUUCCUGGCACUUGGAUCGUUCUACGAGCAACUGUUGGACUACAGGGGACUGCUGCUUGGUAUGUACGCGCUCACGUUCUUCUUCUCGAAUUUUGGACCAAACGUCGGCACGUUUUGUCUGCCAGCGGAGAUCUUCUCGGAAGACGUGCGGGUCGAACUCAAUGGAGUCGCUGCAGCAGCGGGGAAGCUCGGUGCUGCUAUUGGAGCGGCUUCUUUUGGUAUUGUCGAAGCUCGAUUCGGCGUAUCUUAUCUUUUGGCACUGAGCGCGACAGUAUCUCUGCUGGGAGCACUUGUUACAUACAAGUUCAUCCCAACGAAGCACUACACCGAGAUAGACCACUAGACAAGCGCAUGAGCGGCUUGGUUGUUGGCGUAACAAUGACAUUAUAUAUCAAUUUCCAUACGGUGUGUUAGCUGUAGGUUUACCUGUCACCGAC
Messenger RNA from Phytophthora nicotianae INRA-310, 1663 nucleotides. RefSeq lists its product as hypothetical. Gene Ontology annotation, molecular function: transmembrane transporter activity. Bases 85 to 1569 code for a protein of 494 amino acids. Gene Ontology annotation, biological process: transmembrane transport. NCBI's taxonomy places the organism in Eukaryota, Oomycota, Peronosporomycetes, Peronosporales, Peronosporaceae. The transcript has 2 exons. The record is from RefSeq and is a predicted model, not a curated record.